AUGUUUACUUCAUCUCUGGCUGUUCUGGCUUUAUUUUCUUCGGCGAAUGCUCUUGUGCGGAAGGAUGGCGUGGGUCGACUCCCAGCACUUGGCUGGAACAGUUGGAACGCAUUCGGGUGUGAUGUGGAUGCGGACAAGAUCAUGACUGCCGCCAAUGAGAUGGUCAAUCUGGGGUUGAAGGAGCUAGGAUAUGGAUAUGUGAACAUCGACGACUGCUGGUCCAUCAAGGGCGCAAGAAACAGCACGACGGGCCGCUUGAUGUAUAACUAUACCACAUUUCCAGACGGUAUCUCAGGUCUCGCGGACCAGAUACACAAUCUUGGCUUGAAGAUCGGUAUUUACAGCAGUGCCGGCGAGACUACCUGUGCAGGCUACCCCGCCAGCCUUGGACGCGAAGAGAUCGACGCCCAAACCUGGGCUGAAUGGGGAAUCGACUACCUCAAAUAUGACAACUGUGGUGUCCCGACCAACUGGACUGAUCAGAACACAGCCUGUGUUCCCGACGGCUCUGGCAACCAUCCCAACGGAACAUGCCCAGAUCUGACAGACGCAGCACCUCCUGGCUACGACUGGACCAAGUCGAAGACAUAUACCCGCUACACAAGGAUGCGGGAUGCCCUUCUCGACCAGAACAGGACCAUUCUUUAUUCUCUUUGUGACUGGGGAGAUGCGGAUGUGAAUACCUGGGGCAAUGAAACUGGUAACUCGUGGCGCAUGUCGGGCGAUAUCAGCGCAAGCUGGACCCGUAUCGCGGAGAUCGCCAACGAGAACAGCUUCAAGAUGAACUAUGUCGAUUUCUGGGGCCAUCCCGAUCCAGAUAUGCUUGAGGUUGGCAAUGGCAAUGUCACCGACGCGGAAGGCCGCUCUCACUUCGCUUUGUGGGCUGCUAUGAAAGCUCCUCUGAUCAUUGGUACUGCGCUCAAUGACCUGAGUGAUCCCAACGUGGCUACCAUUAAGAACAAAUAUCUCAUCAACUUCCAUCAAGACCCAGUCGUUGGUCGCUCCGCGCACCCUUACAAGUGGGGUUAUAAUCAAGAUUGGACAUUCGAUCCUGCUCACCCAGCCGAGUACUGGUCUGGUCCUUCGUCGAAUCUUAAGGGAACUUUAGUCCUGAUGCUCAACUCAGAGGACAAGACUGCCACCCGUACUGCUAUAUGGAAGGAGAUUCCUGAGCUUCAGGGUGGCGAAUCGUAUCAUGUUCUUGAUGCUUGGAGCGGAAAAGACUUGGGUUGUGUCAAGUCGCAUUAUAGUGUCUCCUUGGAAAGCCAUGAUUCGGCUGUGUUGGUGGUCAAGGGCGCUUGUUAG
Messenger RNA from Penicillium maclennaniae, 1305 nucleotides. RefSeq names its product glycoside hydrolase family 27 protein. The transcript is spliced from 6 exons. Bases 1 to 1305 code for a protein of 434 amino acids. Gene Ontology annotation, molecular function: hydrolase activity, hydrolyzing O-glycosyl compounds. NCBI's taxonomy places the organism in Eukaryota, Fungi, Ascomycota, Eurotiomycetes, Eurotiales, Aspergillaceae. The record is from RefSeq and is a predicted model, not a curated record. Gene Ontology annotation, biological process: carbohydrate metabolic process.